This is a messenger RNA of Macadamia integrifolia, 2298 nucleotides long. RefSeq names its product 26S proteasome non-ATPase regulatory subunit 2 homolog A-like. Bases 81 to 695 code for a protein of 204 amino acids. Gene Ontology annotation, cellular component: proteasome regulatory particle, base subcomplex; proteasome storage granule; nucleus. Gene Ontology annotation, biological process: proteasome-mediated ubiquitin-dependent protein catabolic process. The transcript is spliced from 6 exons. Lineage: Eukaryota; Viridiplantae; Streptophyta; Magnoliopsida; Proteales; Proteaceae. The record is from RefSeq and is a predicted model, not a curated record.
GGGGUUAGUUUUUUGUUUCCUUUCAGAAAUGUUGAUGCUUGGAAAAUUUCGGACUUGAUGUUCUUGGCCAGGUCAAUGUUAUGGGCAUGUUAAGCAGACUCAGCCAUGAUACAGAUUUAGAAGUAGCAAUGGCUGCCAUAAUCUCCUUAGGUUUGAUAGGUGCUGGCACCAACAAUGCUCGAGUGGCUGGCAUGCUUCGGAAUCUUUCAAGCUAUUAUUACAAAGAAGCCAGUCUCCUUUUCUGUGUCCAAAUAGCUCAAGGUCUUGUCCAUCUGGGGAAGGGUUUGCUGACUCUGGCUCCAUUCCAUUCUGAACGAUUCCUGUUGUCUCCGACGGCACUAGCUGGAUUACUUAUAUUAUUGCAUGCCUGUCUGGACAUGAAAUCAAUCAUCUUAGGAAAAUAUCACUAUGUUCUUUACUUCCUUGUAUUGGCAAUGAAGCCUCGAAUGUUGAUGACUGUGGAUGAGAACCUGAAACCUGUGUCAGUGCCUGUUUGGGUAGGUCAAGCAGUAGAUGUGGUUGGCCAGGCUGGUCAGCCCAAGACCAUAACUGGAUUCCAAACACACUCAACCCCAGUUCUGUUGGCUGCUGGUGAUAGAGCCAAACUAGCAACCAAGAAAUAUGUUCCACUUUCGCCCAUUCUGGAGGGCUUUGUCAUCUUGAGAGAAAACCCGGAUUAUCAAGAGGAUCACUAGCCCUGAUUCUGUAGCAACUGGAAGAUGACAAAAUUCCUUGGGGCCUGGUGCAAGUCCCACCUUGUGGACUGGCCUGGCCAUCAUGCUUGAGUACGAUAUGGAAGUGACUGUUGCCUGUGAAAAUGGAUAUCACCUAUGGAAGGAGGUUUCUGCCGAUCAUUUGUUGAACUUAGGGAUUUGAAAAAAGACCUUGUGGUCUCUCUGCAGAUAUGCCUGGGGUCAUCUGUUUUCCUUGAAAGGGGGAAAGGGAAGAUUGGUUGUAUCUAAGACAAAAGCUUCAAGGUAUAUGCAAUGUGUCUUUUUCUGUUCCCAUUAAUUGUUUGAUUGAAUUGUUAAAUCUCUCUCCGCUGAAAAUAUUCCCUCUUCGGAGGGUCUUAGAAAGUUUGCCUGCUGGGCUUCCAGUUGAGCUUAUCGUUUUCAUGGAUUCCUUUGGGACACAAUUUCAAGAUGGCUGAAUAUUUGGCAUUUUAUUCCUUGAAAGUAGGACCUUGAAAUUUAUUUGGGGUGUUGGGGCGUCUCAUAGACGCCCCAUUAUCAUGAGAGGCCUGGUUUUGCAUAAUAAAGCCUUCUUAGGUAGCAUGGAGGUUGUGGAGUGAGCUGAAUUCUACGUGGGCACAAUUUAUGAAGGGUAUCUACUUCCCUAAAUGUGAUUUCUAAAAAACAAAAUUUGGGUUCUAAUCCAUCUUGGGCAUGAAGAAGUAUAGCGAAGUAUAAUGGAGGGGAGGAAAGUUCUUAAGGCUGGACUUCUGUGGCAUGUUGGUUCAGGAGAGAAGGUGCACAUCUGAUCUGACAACUGGGUUCCUGGUUUGCCUGGUUAUAAAAUUCAGUAUCCGCCAACCGAGAAUUUCCUGUCAAUGCUGGCCUCUGAAUAAAUAAAUCAUGAUAAUUGCUGUUGAAGUGCCUACCAUAUACUGUGUAACCGUGGAUUGAGAAAGAACUUGCUAAACCUUUAUCUGCAGCUGUUCAUAGGUGGAAGUGCUGUCAUCAGUAUGGAAGGCAAUGCACUGCCACAAAUUAAGAGUUUUUUAAUGGAAAGCAAUAGGUGAUGGUAUUGCAUUGGCAUCAGCGGCAAAUCCCUAUUGACACCCAGUGCCACAAAUGUAGUUUAGAAGCUGAAACGAAUGGUCAUAUCUUGGUGAACUGUCCCUUUGCAAGGGCUGUUUGGUUCUGGUAUAAUAUUUCACUUAUUAUUGUUGAUAAGGCUCAACUAUAUAGAUGUAUCCAAGGAUGGUCGGUCUUCUCCAGUCAAGGCAAAAGAAUUGCGGAAGAGAAUAUCCUUAUGCUCUUUCUUAUGGUGAUACUAAUUGGGGAGGUGGUUGCCAUCCGUGAAGGUCUUAUUUUGUGCUUGCAACAUGACUCAAGGGGUUCGGCCCUGUUGAUUAGGAUGAUUGUUGAUGACAGAAGAUGCUUUUCGUCUUACUUUGAGCAGUGUAUUUUUCAUUUGUUUCAAGGAAUGUAAACUCUAUUGCAGACUUACUUGCUAGGAUGGCCCUAUCUGUUACGGAUAUCAUAGUUUGGCCUUGUUUUGAUCUUUUUUCUAUCAACACAGAUGGCCAGAGUGUACUCCGUUCUAAUCAAUAAAUUUAUUUAUUUUUUCCGAUAA